AUGGCUCUUCAUCAGCAUAUACCAUUUCUCUUUCUGCUUUCAUUUGUCACUUUGUUAACGAUGAAUGGAAACACAAUGCAGGGUGAGGCGCGACACCUUAUGGAGAUAACCUUGCCUGAGUUUCAAAAGCCUGAAUUGCCACCGCUUCCUCAUGUUCCAACACUACCAAAACCUGAGCUGCCACCAUUGCCCGAGCUUCCUAAGCCUGAAUUGCCUCAAGUCCCGACUUUGCCAAAGCCUGAGUUUCCGACUCUGCCAAAGCCAGAAGUCCCAAAACUGCCUGAAAUCCCGGCUUUACCCCAUCUUGCUGGCCUGCCUAAGCCCACAAUCCCAACCAUUCCAACCCUGCCAAAGGACUUGCACAUUCCUUAA
Cornus florida is the source of this 372-nucleotide messenger RNA. RefSeq names its product protein PELPK1-like. NCBI's taxonomy places the organism in Eukaryota, Viridiplantae, Streptophyta, Magnoliopsida, Cornales, Cornaceae. The coding region runs from base 1 to 372 and encodes 123 amino acids. The record is from RefSeq and is a predicted model, not a curated record. The transcript has a single exon.